Limanda limanda (common dab) is the source of this 4595-nucleotide messenger RNA. RefSeq names its product bcl-2-like protein 11. NCBI's taxonomy places the organism in Eukaryota, Metazoa, Chordata, Actinopteri, Pleuronectiformes, Pleuronectidae. The coding region runs from base 265 to 1065 and encodes 266 amino acids. The record is from RefSeq and is a predicted model, not a curated record. The transcript has 4 exons.
GGGAGGAGAGCAACAUCCUCACAGCAGACAAAAGAGUUCUGGGUUUGUUUACCUUCUCUCGCACAGGGGCCACGGACCAGUUGGGAUUAUCAGACCGAUCAGAACCACUGGGAUCUAUCUCGCUGGGCUGCCUCUGGGUUCUAAUCCUCGGCGACGUGCAUGUUUUGCUCGGGUCGGACCUGUGGACCUUAUUCGGGCUCUCACUGAUAUUCUCGUUGUGACACGAUCCCAGCAGCUUGACAGCGGUUAUGCUCCGUCACUGACAUGAACCCUCCGACCAGACCACCGAACCGGUCCGAUGGCCCGACCGCAGUGACGGCCACGGAGGAGAGCCGAGGAGAUCCACCACGAGUCGGUGCCACCGGAGCCUCAGCGCAAACCUCCCGUUCGAACCACAGCAGCAGCAGGAGGGACACCGGCUCCAGCGGAGGAGGAGGAGGAGGAGGGGGAGGAGGAAGAAGAGGAGGAGGAAGAAGAGGAGGAGGUGAGCCUCUCUCUCCGGCUCGGUGCAGAGGCAGCUCCUCCGUGGACAGCCUGGACGUGUUUCAGAAGAGAUCUAUAUUCACCUUCCCUCGCCGCCACUCCAGUGGAUAUUUCUCCUUGGACAGCGAGUCUCAGCCGAGCUCCCCGCUGUCCCCGCUGUCCCCGGGGGGACAGGGGACGGACACGGUUGACAGAUCCACGCAGACCCCGUCCACCAGCGGCCAAGCCAUGAACCACGUCCUGCAGCGCAUGGCUGAGGCGCACGGAGGAGCACCGGAGCUGGGGCCGCUUUGUGGAAGCUCUUGCCGCCCCUCUAGCAUGCUGCCACGAGGCGCAGCACAGGAGAUGCAGGAGGAGGCCGUCGGACAGGAGCUCCGACGAAUUGGAGAUGAUUAUAACAGACUCCUCCUGCUAAGGGGGGCGGCAGGCGGACGCAGACAUGUUGUCAUCCAUCCGAACCAGCUGCCGCACGUCCAGCAGGAGCCCGGCCUGCUGCUGUGCAUGGGCCUCCUGCUCCUUGUGAUCGGACGGCUCAUCUACAUGCAAGGGGGCAUGAACCUCCAGGACCACCCUCAGGUUUAGCCUCUGGAAAAACCCAGCAGACGUAACAUUUUCAGGAAUAUAUUUGUGUUUUUGGAUCUAUCGCAUCUUAAAUCUUCCUUGCGUUGUGGGUGACCUGAUUUUUUUUUUUACUCUCGGUGCUUUUCUGUUCCAACCGAGGGGGGAGACUUUUAAUUUUGACGGAGAUUACGUAUGAACACCUUUAUGGAACUCUGUAAUACGCUUGUAUUUUUGAUGUUGCGCCUGUGUUUUCCUUUAUGGUCUCUGAGGCCUCGCGAUGCUACCAAAGAGCCUGGAAUUUGCACUCCUCUCCUCCUGUCAUCUAAAUAUGCCUCUCUGCAAAACGACGCCUGCGGACAUUCAACUGUGCCUUGUACAGUUUCCUUUAGUCUUUGUUUUGUAGAUUACUUUAAGCUCUUUUUAUUUUUGUACAGUGAUGAUGUGUUCACAGGGAGAUCAACUAUGCAGACCCGGGGUUGUUAAAGUGCAUGGGUCCUGUUAACUGAAUAUUACCUUGGAAAAUGUUUAGGCAGGGAAAAACUCCUGUCACAUUAGUACCCAGGAUGCAACAGACUUGUGACCUGCACUGCAUGAAAAGCCGAAUUUUGCGCCUGCGAACUCACCUAAUUCCUGGCAGUUAGUGCCUGUUUACAGGAUGCGAAUUCCGGGUUCACCAGAAACUGGAACCCUGCAUCAAUUCCCGUCAGUUCCUGGCAGUGCAGCCUGCAGAUUCCUGUGAACAGCCGUUAACCUGAAAUUCCACCGAAAUUUGCAGCGACACAAACUGACACAAAUUCCUCUUUUCAUGCAGUGCUGUGAAGGAACCGACUGGGCCAACGCUUGCACUGUCAACUGUUCAUCAGUGUUUUCAGCCCCAGGAAAUGUAUUGUCUCACAUAAAACAUUAUGUUUUGGUGAAUUUUGUAGCAAAAAACGAUAUUUGGGACAUUAAAUAACUAAAUAAGGGAAAACAAACAAACCCUGGACUGAUCAGUACAUGUUAAUAAUAUCCAUCUUUACCCAAAAAUGAAAUGUUUGAAUGCUACUGUAAAUAUUUUACCUAAUCUAGAUUUGUAUUCCUUUAAAGGUACAUGAAUUGAGAAAGCAGAUGUGUCCGAAAUUAGUUUUCUGAACGUGCACAGUUGGAAAAUUGAUACAUGAAUAGUUUUAUCAACUUUUUCACCAGCAUUUCGUGCACAGCAGACAUCACAAGCAGAUACUUUGUAAAUACCAACCGUAGAGUAUCUGAUACCAGUCUUCCUCUACACAGACCAGCCCCUGUUCCUGAAACCACUAGAGCCAUUUGGCACAUGACCCCCCCCUCACUGAAGUCUAAAACUGAGAAGAUUUCUAAGAAUUUCCAAACCACUUUCAUCACCAGAUACAAUGUGAUCGUGUUUAUAGAUUCGUAUAAAGUCCCAAACCAACAUUCAGAGGCUUCACUUUCUUUGCUCUGGUUUUGUUUGGCGUCAAAACAAAGAUUUAGCACCUUGAUUAUCCAGAGCAAGAAAAGAUUAGUUCACUUAUUAAUACAGUGAUACUAUUUUAAACCGUUUAAAUCCUUUAAAGCGUUUAAUUGUGUCAUGACUCAAGGUCACGUUUACUCACCUCCCGCCCCUCUGCAUUCACAAACCUUCAUUUGACAUCGUUUUAACAUCUUCCACAAUAAGUGACCGAACCAGUCCUGUUCCUGUUCUUAGUCUCAGCCGCUGGAUUGGUCAUUAGUGGCUCCACUGAGAGUAGCAGGCGUGUACUGGUUUGUUGACAAGGUCACGUUAUCCGUUUAUUAGCACAGUGAGUCAGACGCAGGCCAAGUCUCCUCACUCCUGCCAGGUCAUUAAACACUCACCAGAGAGAUUUCUGGACAGAAACCAAACACUGGAUAACAGAGUGAAAUAGGGUUUUGUUACUGACUGGUUAUCUAACAGUAACAACAAACACUGAUAAUACUUUUUCUUUUCUUUGUAUAUAUGAAAAGAUAUCAGAUAAUCCAUGUCCUGGCUUCUGAUUACUAAAAUGCACAUUAGGAGUUACAGCUGAUUCAAUAAACAGCUUGUGAAAGUCUGAAAACCCUUAAAUGCAUAAAUCCAAAAUAUGAAAUGCCGUUUAAAAUGUGUCAUUGCCCUGAACAAGACUUAUGCAAGAGAAAUUUGACCAAAGCACCUUAUGUCAUCAAGAGAUCGUACGUGUGUCGUGUGUUUUGUCUCUUUCACGUAGGUGAGGAAGCCAACUUGUAAAAUCAAACACUUGAGAUAAAGUGUUAAUCUUUAAUGUGAUCUCCUCUGUCCUCGAGAACAAACGUAUUUUAAAGAGUCAUUUUUGCUGCGUUCACGUACGUUAAGAGUUCAGACAGAAGCGUCCGUUCGUUUUCUGUCAAACGUUGAGCAUAAAUGAGGCUUAAAUGUCCAGUGAUGAAAGUGACCAAAGAGAUUUAUGUAAAACUACCGGGUUUUUUAUUUUUGGGCUGUUGUUGAUGGUACCAGUGAAAUAUUCUGUUGUUUUGAUCUGUAUCAGUAAAUCACCAAAUCACAUCAGCCGCAGUUUGACUGGAAUAAAAAUGGAAAUGCAAUUUGUUUUAUGUUUGGCGAGAUCAACCAUCACUGUCACUGAAACAAAGCAAUUUGACCGAGAUCUGAAUAAGGAGAUUUUCAGGAAUCCCACUUAAUGCAUUUAAAAGCUUUGCUCCUCAGUCGGACUUAAUCCGUUUCAAAUGAAAGUGUUGGUUGUUAUUUGUGUCACGUGUGUUGAAUUAAUGUGAGGUCAUCCAGACCGGCAGCAAAUCAGAGCAGCAGCAGACGUUUGUUGUAAAACAUUCAAUAACCAAAGUCCAUGAGUCAUCUUGGAUGUUUGUACAGUUCUGUCAACACCGAUUCAUAACAGAUUAAGUGUGAUCCGACUUUCAUCGUUUCUUAAACUCUCAUUACACAUCACCGGAGAUCUGCAAUCACAUGUUUUAAUGGUUAAAUCAGCUGCUCAGCUUCGAAGCUUCUAUUUCAAACUUCCUUCAAUGCAUCAGGUUCUCUGUCCAGCUGCAGGCAUGACGUAUCAUGAACGGAUUAGACGUCCAAGUGCACCAACUGAAUAUAGCACCAAAGUAUAAGAAUCUGAUUGGCAAUAACAAAUAUUGUUUGACGUCAUACGAUCACAAAUGGCCUCUAAAAUCCACAAAGAGACGCUAAACGUCCACAAAGAGAAUCAAACCGAGCGUGAUGACGAGUCUAGGAAACACAAAGAGAUGAGAAAUGACCAUGAACCUGAUCCUGUUAAGAUGUUAAUAGUAUUUGAUCAUAUCUGUGUCCUUGAACCUGUCAUCUCAUAAUCUGUCCAUGGCUGUCAACUGGUUUUAGGAGUAGCUUUUAUAUAAUUAUCAAUAUUUCAGAUUAGUACAUUGUGAGAUUUUUUAUGAAGAAGAGCCAGUUCUAUUGGUGGCCAGCAAACGGUGAGGUACCGACAAAAAAGUUAGACUGUUAAAAGUUGUAAACUUAAACUACACUUCUUGUGUCCUUACUCUUUAUUGUCUGGAGAUGCAAACGUCUCACUCUCGUCUCCCCC